AUGGCUGGUACUUUUCUAUUUACUUCUGAAUCUGUCGGUGAAGGUCACCCAGAUAAGAUCUGUGAUCAAGUCUCAGAUGCUAUUCUAGACGCUUGUCUUGCUGAAGAUCCUCACUCUCGUGUUGCUUGUGAGACUGCUGCUAAGACUGGUAUGAUUAUGGUAUUUGGUGAAAUCACCACUAAAGCUAAUCUAGAUUACCAAAAGAUCGUUAGAGACACAAUCAAGAAGAUCGGUUACGACUCUAGUGAUAAAGGUUUCGAUUACAAGACCUGUAACGUCUUGGUUGCUAUUGAACAACAAUCUCCAGAUAUUGCUCAAGGUGUUCACGAAGAAAAAUCUAUUGAAGAUAUCGGUGCAGGUGACCAAGGUAUCAUGUUUGGUUACGCCACUGAUGAAACCCCAGAAGGUCUGCCUUUAACCAUUCUUUUGGCUCAUAAGUUAAACAUGGCCAUGGCUGACGCUAGACGUGACGGUUCUUUGGAUUGGUUAAGACCAGAUACUAAGACUCAAGUCACCGUUGAAUACAAGAACGACCACGGUAGAUGGGUUCCAUUGAGAAUCGAUACAGUCGUUGUCUCCGCUCAACACGCUGAAGCUAUCUCCACUGAAGAUUUAAGAAGUUUGAUUAAAUCUGAAAUUAUCGAAAAGGUUAUUCCAGCUGAUAUGUUGGAUGAAAACACUAAAUACUUCAUUCAACCAUCUGGUAGAUUCGUCAUCGGUGGUCCACAAGGUGAUGCUGGUCUAACCGGUAGAAAGAUUAUCGUCGAUGCUUACGGUGGUGCUUCCGCUGUCGGUGGUGGUGCUUUCUCCGGUAAGGAUUACUCUAAGGUCGAUCGUUCUGCUGCUUAUGCCGCUCGUUGGGUCGCUAAAUCUUUGAUCGCUGCCGGUCUAUGUAAGAGAGUCGAAGUUCAAUUCUCUUACGCUAUCGGUGUCGCUGAACCAUUAUCUCUGCAUGUUGACACUUAUGGUACUGCUACUAAGUCCGAUGAAGAUAUUAUUGAAAUCAUUAAGAAUAACUUCGAUUUGAGACCAGGUGUGUUAGUGAAGGAAUUGGAUCUAGCUAGACCAAUCUACUUGCCAACUGCUUCUUACGGUCAUUUCACUAACCAAGAAUACUCUUGGGAAAAGCCAAAGACUUUGAAGUUUUAA
Molecule: messenger RNA, 1149 nt
Organism: Maudiozyma barnettii
Lineage: Eukaryota; Fungi; Ascomycota; Saccharomycetes; Saccharomycetales; Saccharomycetaceae
Gene: SAM1
Product: methionine adenosyltransferase SAM1
Exons: 1
Coding region: 1-1149 (382 amino acids)
Biological process (GO): S-adenosylmethionine biosynthetic process
Cellular component (GO): cytosol
Molecular function (GO): methionine adenosyltransferase activity; ATP binding
Source: RefSeq, a predicted model, not a curated record